AUGCACCGCCCAACCCUCAGGGCAAAGGAUCGCGUUUAUUCGCGACGGCUGGCGUUAGCCCGGGCCGUGCAACGUCGCAAGAACCUCCUAUUUCACGACGGCGACGAAGGUGGGCCGAAUCGUCAGGCAGCGCGACAAAAGGCGUGGGAGGACGUGAAGUUGGAGUUGGUCAGCAAGGGGUUCGUCGAGUUCGCGAGCAAAAGCCAAAUGGACAUUCGCAAAACGGACUGGCAACAUGUCAGGCGAUAUGUGAUGGACAAGCGGAAACGAGAAGCUCACACCGGCAUCAUCGAGGAGCCCAUUACUGAGGUGAGGGUUGAGUUUGGGUCUAGGGGGAGGUUUCUUGGUUGUUAGUACAAUAUGUACGUGUAAUAGACAUCAUGUGGAGUCUUAAUGGUUGAUAGUAAAAUAUUAGGUUUUUCAAAUUAUUCUGUGCCUAUUAGCUAUAAAAAUUUGUUUUAAAGUGGGGCACAGCAUUAUUUAAACGACCUAAUAUACAUCAUGCAAGGUCUUUAAAAGUCAUUUUUAAAACUGCCAUAACUUAUGAACUAGUUAUCAAAAAUUGGUUUAAAUUUUUGUAUAAUGUCAGAAAUAUCAGUCUUUCCCGAAAAGAAUGUUACAAAACUGCACAGUGCAAUUUGAAGGAAUCGCUGUCGCGCCGAGAAUUGGGCGACAAGCGACAAGGUCUCCGACAGUCGCUUGCACCCGGCGACGUCCCAAUGGGAAUCGCAAUGUCGUAAGUGCAAAGCUUUGCGACAAACUGUCGUGUCGCGCUUCAAAUGGCGAUGCGACAAUGUGUCGCGGUUGUCGCAACGCUCAAGCCACAACUGUGUUCAAUGGAAGGAUUGCGACACGUUUUUUGACUGUUGCAAGUCAUUGAAUCCUGCGACAACCGACCGGUGCGGCACUGAAGGGAUUGCACUGUGCAAUCUUUCCUCACAUCGUUGGCUGUAUCGGGUGAUCGCGCGGGAAAUCUGCACUGUGCAGCGGAAUAAAAAGGGCGCGAUUUUCUCAGGGACUGCACCGUGCAGCUGUAACAUUCUUUAGUGGAAAGACUGAUACUAUUGCUAUCAAUUUCACACCAACUUAAAAUGCCAUUUCCAGCUCGAUGAAGUUGUGAUGGAGAUCGUUGGCGCCGAAGGCCUUCUGAAGGCCUCGACCCCGCUCCUCAACGAAUCCAUCGCGGAUCCGGUGAAGCGGGAAGAAACUCGAUCCAUUAAUGGCCACGAGAUCUCUUCUUCCGGCCUUCACGACGUGGCCAGCUCGGAUUCGGCCGACAACGAAGCCAGCGACAAUCUGCUCGAGGGUCGGCUCAACUCCGCCAAUAUCUUGUUCCCUCAGUUGUUGCAGGUAAGAGGGGCAGUUUAAAGUACUGUAUUUAUUAUUUGGUUGAGGUUUUGAAAAUCUGAGCUUUCGAGAAAUUUAAAAUUUUUGAAAUGAAAAAACGUAUUGACUUUUAUAUUAAUGUUGACAUAGAUACAAAGUGCUAUUUCAAUGUUUUUUAAAGCAAAACAUCUAAUUUAUACGAUUUUUAAAAGACUUUAAAGCUCUAUUGUAGUCUUUAACUGGUGCUUUUGUUUAAAAUUUAAAUAUUUAAAUUUCCCGCCAAUUUGGGAAACUUUGGCAUUGUGUUUCAAGCACUUUUUUUGACUUUCCAAACAAGCUAGGCUUACAAAUUAAAAAAUUUAAGUUGAUUUAGAAGGUUUUCUACUAGUAUAUCAAAGAAAAAUGAUUAAAAGUCAAAAAAUGACAAAUUUGUAAGCUUGAAACACAAUGCCAAUUUGGCGGGAAUUUCAAAACUUAAUGUUUUGAUCUCGAUUCUUUCGAGAUUUCCUGGAAAACGCUUUAGUACUGUCUGUGUGAAUAUUAUUUAUACAAAAAUAAUCUAAUUUUUCCACAAUAGCAACCCCAAUUUUGUACAUAUUGGUACUAACGACCUUGUUUUAGUCAUUCCAAGACUCGCCCUCCUUUGUGAAUCAGCUCAACUUCAAUCAGGCGUCGGAUGAUCGUGACUUUGAAAACAGAAUCCGAGAGUAUCGAGUACAACGGGAGGAGUAUCAGACGAUGACAGAGAAGAUACGAAACGAGAUCGAAGCCGAGCGAUUGAUCCAGGAGAAGAUCAGGACAAAGCUGUUGAUGAAUGAGUUGGCCAAAACUGACCCCGCCUCUCUCAAUGAGUUAAUGAAAAACGGGCAAAAGGAGUCUUAG
This is a messenger RNA of Bursaphelenchus okinawaensis, 2208 nucleotides long. The record is from the annotation of a GenBank genome assembly. Lineage: Eukaryota; Metazoa; Nematoda; Chromadorea; Rhabditida; Aphelenchoididae.